Messenger RNA from Mugil cephalus (flathead mullet), 2938 nucleotides. RefSeq names its product taste receptor type 1 member 3. Gene Ontology annotation, biological process: G protein-coupled receptor signaling pathway; sensory perception of umami taste; sensory perception of sweet taste. The record is from RefSeq and is a predicted model, not a curated record. The coding region runs from base 8 to 2572 and encodes 854 amino acids. The transcript is spliced from 8 exons. Gene Ontology annotation, cellular component: membrane. Lineage: Eukaryota; Metazoa; Chordata; Actinopteri; Mugiliformes; Mugilidae. Gene Ontology annotation, molecular function: G protein-coupled receptor activity.
CUGCAUCAUGGCUCCACGUUGUGUUCUGCUGGUUGUGUGCUGUUGUGCGUUCAGCGCUGGGACUUCAACUGAAUGGUUCCGCAACAUUUCUACCAGCCUCUUCCAUUUGAAUGGGGACAUCAAGCUUGGGGGGCUAUUUCCCAUCAACGAGCUCUCCAGCAACCUCAGCGACAGGAAGGAGCCUAACGCCAUCAGAUGUGAAAGAAUUAAUACCUUUGGACUGGGUCUCGCUGUAGUAAUGAAAUAUGCAGUGGAUGAGAUCAACGGAAACCAAAGUCUGCUCCCUGGCAUCAAGUUAGGUUAUGAAAUCUAUGACACAUGCAGACAAUCUGCCGUCGUCGUGAAGCCCACAAUCUCCUUCCUAACGGCAAAUUCCACCAAAGCACUAUCUGUGAAGUGUAAUUACACCAACUAUGAGACCAGCAUAUCGGCUGUGAUUGGUCCUUAUAGCUCAGAAAUGGUGGCGGUCAUCGGAAAACUUCUCGGAUUCUUUCUCAUGCCACAGAUUAGCUUUGGGGCUACGAGUGAAAAAUUCAGUGAUAACCUCCUGUACCCGUCAUUCUUCCGUACGGUGCCUAGUGACAAAUGGCAAGUUGAAGUCAUGGCACUACUGAUAAAAAAGUUUGAGUGGAACUGGGUGGCGGUGGUUGGCAGCGAAGAGGAGUAUGGACAACGAGGUGCGCAGGAGUUCUCCAAAAUAGCAGAAAACAUGUCUGUCUGUGUGGCCUAUCAAGGCCUGAUUCCAGUUUACAGGAACCCUGACUCAGCGAUCGCAACCAUCAUUGACAAUAUUAAAACCACCAAGGUUAAAGUGGUAGUGGUGUUCGCUCUCGUGCAGCAGGUUGAGUUAUUUUUUAAAGAGGUAAUCCGGAAUAAUGUAUCCGGUGUGUGGAUUGCCAGCACAAGCUGGGCCAUUCAUGAUCAACUACUUUCUCUUCCCAACAUCCACACAGUUGGUACAAUCAUUGGAUUCACUGAUGAGACACAGACCCUGGAUCUGUUGACCCCUUACACACAGGAACUCUUUAACAAAAUAAGUAAGGAGAGGGGAAAGAUGUCCCAUCCAGAGCCAGCGCCUAACCAGCCCAAUAAUCCCUGCCCACAAUGCUGGAACUUGUCACCUGCUAAUAUUAGCUUGGUGAAUGAUACGGUGGUGCAGAGAUCUGCUUUCAGUGUGUAUGCUGCCAUCUACAGUGCAGCACACGCACUGCACAACCUGCUUGAAUGCAAUUCAACUGCUUGUCAGUGGGGACCUGAAACAAAAAUCUAUCCCUGGAAGCUGUUGAAGGUUUUGAGGAACACUUCCGUCGAUUUCAAUGGCACACGGUUAGUGUUCGACAGUAAUGGCAAUCCAAAUAUUGGAUACAAAGUAAUUCAGUGGGUCUGGACACGCUCACAUGUGGACAUUAAAACGGUUGGAAAAUUUUAUAAAGAACUAUCUCUCAACAAGUCUGACAUCACAUGGCACACUGAAAACUCUGAGGUUCCUCAGUCCACUUGUUCAGCAGCCUGUGAACAAGGCCAGGUCCACAGAGUCAAAGGCUUCCAUUCUUGCUGUUUUGACUGUAUUGACUGCAAGCCUGGCACUUACAAGGCAAAUGAGGAUGACAUCCAGUGCACUGAGUGUCUUAAAGGUCAGUGGUCCGAGAUCCGCAGCACUAAUUGCACCGACCCCACCUUUAAACAUUUGUCCUGGGACACACCUGAGGCCCUGCAAAUGAUGCUGUUUGGGGCUCUGCUGCUGGUUUGCCAGGGGGCAGUGGGUGUCGUGUUCCUGAUGCACAGAGGGACCCCACUGGUUACAGCCUCAGGGGGAGCCCUUAGUUUUGUGGCCCUGCUCAGCCUGAUGGGAGCCUCUUUAAGUCUCCUGCUCUUCCUCGGAGAACCGGGAGAUGUGGUGUGUCGUCUUCAGCUGCCACUCACAUCCAUUUUCCAAACUAUCCCCAUCUCCAUUAUCAUGUCACUGUCGCUACAGAUAUUUUACGUGACGGAGUUCCCAAAGAUGGCUGCCUCUCACCUACAUAUAUUACGAGGCCCUGGGAGCUGGCUGUUUGUGCUGGUCUGCUUUGCUGUGCAGGCUGGUCUCAGUGGCUGGUACGUUAGAGACGGACCAACGCUGUCUGAAUACGUUGCUAAUAUGACAGUAACCUUUGUGACUUCAUUCCUGGCAUGUCCUGUGGAUCCUCUGCUUGGAUUUGCCUUGAUGCAAGGUUUAAAUGGUGCAAUGGCCCUUGUUUCAUUCAUGUCCACCUUCAUGGCAGUGAAGCCUCUUCAUCAGUACAACCUGGCCAGAGACAUCACCUUUUCCACCCUGAUUUACUGUGUGUUUUGGGUUAUCUUCAUUCCAAUCUACAUAGGCUUGACCGACAAGAAUAAAUCUAUUGUCCAUGUUUAUUUCACACUGGCCAGCAACUUAGGGCUGUUGGCUGCCUACUACUUCCCAAAAUGCUACUUUCUCUUAAGGAGACCUGAGCUAAAUACACCAAAACACUUCUGUACUUUCUUAGAGGGCGUCCCACCAACACCAGUUCAGGAGGAGCAACAGCCACAGUCACAGUCACAGUCGGGGUGAUAAACAUGGACUCAAUUUUAGGAAUAAAACCAGCUACAAUGUCAUUUCAUGAAUAAAACAAUCCAUAAGAAUACCAAAUAAUCACAUAUUUUGGAAAUGCUUUGUAUGUUCAGUUAAUAAUGAAUGUUUAUGUAAGAAAGCAUUUUUAAAACUUAGACCUAAAGAUGUAUAUUGCAUUAGGACAUAUAGGUUGUGUUGCUGAAUGACACUGUAAUGAUGUAAAAAUAGUGUGUGGAUUUUCAUAGUAACCGUAUGAAAUGUGUUGGUAUUAUUUUUCAAGAACAUUUUUGUGGUUUCUGUUACGAAUAUCGAUGUUGAUAACAACUACACAAACUGAACAAAAAUAAGUUGCUGAAAUAAAACAUA